Molecule: messenger RNA, 5013 nt
Organism: Hymenoscyphus albidus
Lineage: Eukaryota; Fungi; Ascomycota; Leotiomycetes; Helotiales; Helotiaceae
Source: the annotation of a GenBank genome assembly
AGAUAUCAAACCCUUCAAAGGGGGUAUCGUCAGCCGAUCUCCAUCCGCCGAAGCGUCGAUCAAAGAACUGGACGAACAAUACUAGGCUUUUCUCUUAUCUCGAAUCCGUUCCUUUCAGGGUUCAACGUUGCUGGUCACACUCGCGCUACCGGUGUUUAGGGUGCAUUUUAUACCGGGGGUUCCUGUGCCCCUUUUCGUUCCUGCCCGCCGGCCGUUCUAAAAUUGUGAUUGGGCGAAAGAUUUAUCACCAACCGGCUCCACCUGCAGGCCACGCCUUUCGCCAUCCACGUCGUUGGGGAACAGCAAACCACUCCUGCUCGAGUUCUCCUUCGACCGAUCAUCAACCUCGUCGAAGAGCAUUUCGCAGUCUUUGGCCGUUCCUUGGAUUCAACACCGACCGAAUUACACGAAUUGGCCUCCGAAUUUGUCGUCGACCGCCCCGCAAGCCCACGACCGAACCCCCCCACGGUAUGUCCUAUAUUAUUUCAUACCAUUUCUGGCGCUUGGUUCUGCAGACGGCACUUUCUUUUGUGUCUGUGUGUGUAUGUGUAUGCAUGCAAAAACGACAGCCAACCUCCAUACCUUCCUUCUGCUCGAGUACAGACACGGAGCAUAGCUCGAGAAGCUUCAAUCCCUUGGGGUCAUAUGGACGUGGCAGGCAAUGGGCUGAUACCUUGUUGGAACGGUGUCAUCCAUCGUUUGCCAGACCCCAAGUCGGCUACACAGCUACACAGCUACGCCAUCACUCCCAAUAACUGUCAAAAACGUCCUUUUAAAACAAUGCCCCGCCAAAAAGUUCUCAAUGCUGCUACUCUUCAAUCCAAUGCUAAUGUGUGUCUUCGCAAGCAGAAAAUAGUAACUAGCUCCGUUAUCGGCUUUUCGAUGGCUUAAUAAUUCCCGCGCAUAUUCCUCUGAACCGCAAUCAUGCUUGGAUCUUCUUUUCUUCGAUCGAAGCUCCCUGGAGCUACAUCCGAAUCCGCUGCAGGACCAAUAUGGUUGAAUAAAUUAGUGACGCCUCUACUACAGAGCCUCUCCUACCGAGCGUGCCUGCACCCAAUACAUACGAUCGUUAUAGUUGCUUUCUUAGCAAGUACCAGUUAUAUCGGCCUUCUCGAAAGCAGUCUUUUCGAGGUCACCAAACUAAACACGUUUGGAAGCAAGGCGGAUUGGACCUCUCUUCAAGAAGGUAGUCGACAAUUGCGAGUCGGAAGUGAAACUGGUUGGAAAUGGCAAUCUGCAGAUGCAGCCUUGCCAGCUGCAAAGGAUGCAGAUCACCUGGCCCUUUUGACGUUUGUCUUCCCAGAUUCUCUGGCUGCCAAUUCCCGGCAGACUGCUCCAUUGUCAGACGCAAUUCCCUUGCCACAGAAUCUGUCCGUGUCACUAUUACCUUCAACAUCCAACCCUUUGUCCCCAAUAUCGCAGGAUACUGCUCUGGCAUACUCGGUACCGUAUCAAAACGCCGCGGAAUUUCUCGUUCGAGCUCAGGAGUUGCCAAAUAUUGGAGUGUUACCAGAUGGCUACGAGGCGGAUGUAGCCAAGGAACAUAAGAAAUGGAUAAUGAAGGCAGCAAAGGUUACUGUAACUCAAUCUGGAAUGAAAAACUGGGUUGCGAAUGCCUGGACUGCCUUUGUGGACCUCCUCAAAAAUGCCGAAACUUUAGAUAUCAUCAUCAUGGUUCUGGGUUAUAUUUCGAUGCAUUUGACUUUCGUCUCCCUGUUCGUCUCAAUGCGACGUAUGGGUUCGAACUUCUGGUUGUUUGCAACAACCCUCUUCUCUUCCGUCUUUGCUUUCCUUUUCGGCUUGAUUGUUACCAAUUGGCUGGGAGUGCCAAUGAACAUGAUUCUCCUCUCGGAAGGCUUGCCAUUUUUGGUCGUCACUAUUGGAUUCGAAAAGGCGAUUGUCCUCACCAAGGCGGUGUUAUCUGCUUCCCUAGAAACUCGCAGGCCGCAACCACAAGACAAGGCUAAGAAAUCCGUGCAACGAUAUGGCAUGUCACCAACCUCGAUUGGAUAUGCCGUUCAGGUAGCUAUUGGAGAGAAAGGAUUCGAAAUCGUCAGAGAUUAUGCCGUCGAGAUUUGUAUUUUGGUAGCCGGUGCUGCAUCAGGUGUCCAAGGUGGUCUUCAACAAUUCUGCUUCUUGGCUGCAUGGAUUCUCUUCUUCGAUUGCCUUCUUUUGUUUACUUUCUACACGGCCAUCUUAAGCAUUAAGCUAGAAAUCAACCGCAUCAAGCGUCACGUGGCUCUUCGCCAAGCAUUGGAAGAUGACGGAGUUAAUAGAAGGGUCGCUGAAAAUGUUGCUCAGAGUGAUGAUUGGCCUAAAGCUGAUGAUGCCUCCGGCAACCGCGAAACCACCAUCUUUGGCCGCAAAGUCCGAGAUGGUAGUAUUCCAAAAUUCAAGGUUUUGAUGGUUGGAGGUUUCCUCAUCAUCAACAUCCUCAACAUCUGUACCAUCCCCUUCCGAGGUUCGAAGAACACGAAUGCUGCGCCUGUGACUGGGCUUGCUGGAAAUGGACUUCCGAGUGUUGUAACCUCGCCGCCUAUGGACCCUUUUAAAGUUGCUUCAAAUGGACUGGACCAUAUCUAUGCGUCGGCAAAGUCCCAUGACAAGUAUACAGUAGUCACGAUUCUUACACCAAUCAAAUACGAGCUCGAGUACCCAUCUGUACAUUACGCUAUUCCAUCCAAGGGAAGCAAGGGCAAUUCUCUUUAUGGUCAAGAUGAUGAAGAACUUGGUGAGUACAGCAUGGGUGGCCGUGUCGUUGAUGGUGUUCUCAAAAGUUUGGAGGAUCCUAUAUUGUCAAAGUGGAUUGUGGUCGCACUGGCAUUGAGUGUAAUUCUCAAUGGCUAUCUCUUCAACGCAGCACGAUGGAGCAUCAAAGAGCCUCUCCAAAUGCCCCCUCACCAUGCAGUGGAUGCUAAAGAGCUCGACCAAGCUGAGAAGUUCAACAACUCUACUUCCAUUCCAACAUUGAAGCUCCCUUCUAUUGACCCAGACUCAACUAUUCCAACUCAAGCUGCGCCUCCAACACCUGCAACGACAGAUGAUGAGGAUGAUGUACUCACCAUGCGAAAACCUCAAGUUGCCUCCGAUUCCCAAGUCAUGCGCCGAACUCAAGCUCAGAUGGAACAAAUGGUCCAGGAAAACCGACAUCCUGAGCUUUCUGACAAGGAGGUCAUCGAACUUUCUAUGCAGGGCAAAAUACCCGGUUACUCGCUCGAAAGAAAGCUCAAAGAUUGUACCAGAGCCGUCAAAAUCAGAAGAGCGAUCAUCUCACGAACUGCUGCUACUGCCGAGACCACCAGCCUUUUGGAAGCAUCAAAAUUGCCAUAUGAGCACUACGAUUAUGACCGUGUCUUGGGAGCCUGCUGCGAAAAUGUUAUCGGCUAUAUGCCACUGCCUCUCGGUGUCGCUGGACCUAUCGUAAUUGACGGUCAGAGUUUCUUCUUGCCAAUGGCCACUACUGAAGGUGUUCUUGUAGCUAGUGUCAGUCGUGGUUGUAAAGCUAUCAAUUCUGGUGGCGGCGCCAUUACUGUUGUCACUGGCGAUGGAAUGACUCGAGGUCCUUGUGUUGCCUUUGAGACUUUGGAAAGAGCUGGCGCUGCUAAAAACUGGAUUGAUUCCGAAGUCGGUCAAGCGAUUAUGACCAAGGCUUUCAACUCCACCAGCAGAUUCGCUCGAUUGCAAUCAAUCAAGACUGCUCUUGCCGGAACUUAUCUCUAUCCUCGUUUCAAGACAACAACUGGUGACGCUAUGGGAAUGAACAUGAUCUCCAAAGGUGUCGAAUAUGCUUUAAGCGUUAUGGCUGAUAGUGGAUUCGACGACAUGGACAUCAUUUCAGUUUCUGGUAAUUUCUGUACUGACAAGAAACCCGCUGCUAUCAACUGGAUCGACGGUCGUGGAAAGAGUAUUGUGGCCGAAGCCAUCAUUCCUGGAGAAGUCGUCCGAAAGGUGCUCAAGACUGAUGUCGACUCAAUGGUGGAAUUGAACAUUGCAAAGAAUCUUGUCGGCAGUGCUAUGGCUGGAAGUAUCGGUGGUUUCAACGCUCAAGCUGCCAACAUCGUCACUGCGAUUUUCUUAGCAACCGGUCAAGAUCCCGCACAGAAUGUUGAGAGCAGUAACUGUAUUACGCUCAUGAAAAAGUAAGUUUUAUUAAUCCUGGUCUUUCAUUGAAUCCUUUCUAACGUAUUAUUUAGCUUGCGCGGAAACCUUCAAAUCAGCGUUUCCAUGCCUUCGAUUGAAGUUGGUACCAUUGGAGGUGGCACCAUUCUCGAACCACAAAGCGCUAUGCUCGACAUGCUCGGUGUCCGUGGUUCCCAUCCAACAAACCCAGGUGAUAAUGCACGCAAACUUGCACGUAUCGUUGCUGCCGGUGUAUUGGCUGGUGAACUCUCAUUAUGCAGUGCUUUGGCAGCCGGUCACCUCGUCAAGAGUCACAUGGCUCACAACCGAAGCGCACCAGCGACAAGAAGCAACACACCUGCUCCACUUUCUGCCGUCCCAUCAAGCUUGACCAUGUCGCAAGCAGCCGUUGCGCGAGCUGCGAGGUAGCAUGGAUUCUACAUCCACGCGGAUUUGUGAGAACGUGAACAUAUACAGGUGACUCAUACAUUAGUAUUAGUCAAUUGGAGUUUUUUAUUUGAAUGGGGGUCGGCGUUCUCCUUUUGUCUUUUUUUUGAUGUUUUCUGCUGAAAAUCCGAAAAAUGCGAGCGCGAGCGUGCAUACACUGGCGGGUUUGAAGCGAGAUUCUUGCUCUCCCACUCGUACAUACACCUUUCUCUUUUUGGUUGCGAGGACAUAGAAUCUCCGAGGGGACCCUGAUGAAACUUGGGUUCUCUCUUGUUUUGCUGCGGGGAUUUAAUAAGAUGGUGAGGGGCAGGCAUGAGGAUGGGUAGUGGUGGGUAGAAGGUGUGGAAGGAAUGGGAGGAAUGGGAAUAUGUAGAUUUUUAGUGGUUGAUAGAGGAUGAUGAAUACAUGAAAUUUCUACUUGAAUAUCUCGGUCUUCUGGUCUUUUUG